This is a messenger RNA of Lathyrus oleraceus (garden pea), 1294 nucleotides long. Its product is annotated as peroxidase 9. Gene Ontology annotation, biological process: hydrogen peroxide catabolic process; response to oxidative stress. The coding region runs from base 37 to 1077 and encodes 346 amino acids. Lineage: Eukaryota; Viridiplantae; Streptophyta; Magnoliopsida; Fabales; Fabaceae. The record is from RefSeq and is a predicted model, not a curated record. Gene Ontology annotation, molecular function: heme binding; peroxidase activity. The transcript has 4 exons.
AACAGUUCAAUCCAAUAGGACACAAAAAUAACAAUCAUGUCUUUCAUCAAACUCAUUGUUUUUGUGACAUUUUCCCUCUCAUUUACAUUCUCCAAUGCUCAUCCUGUAGGCUUCAACUUUGGCUGGGGUGCUCAUCAUCAUCAUCAUCAUGGUGGAAUGUCCUUUGGUCUUUCUCCUCAAUUCUAUCAGUUUUCAUGUCCUCAAGCUAAUGACAUUGUCAUGUCAGUCUUGGAGAAGGCCAUUGCUAAAGAUAUAAGACUCGCCGCUUCUCUUCUUCGACUUCACUUCCACGAUUGCUUCGUCCAGGGUUGCGAUGCGUCGGUUUUGUUGGACGAUAGUGUGACGGUUGCUAGUGAAAAAAAUGGCGGGCCUAAUAAAAAUUCCCUCCGAGGUUUUCAAGUGAUUGAUGAGAUCAAAGCUAAAUUGGAACAAACAUGUCCUCAUACAGUCUCUUGUGCAGACAUUGUUGCACUUGCUGCUAGAGGAUCCACUGUUCUUAGUGGAGGACCUAAUUGGGAGCUACCCUUAGGAAGGAGAGACUCAAAAACAGCGAGCCUAAGGGGUUCAAACAAAAACAUCCCUCCACCAAAUGCCACUAUUGAAGGUCUCUUAACAUUUUUCAAGCGUCAAGGUCUCGAUGACGUAGACCUUGUUGCUCUUUCAGGUGCACAUACAAUUGGUGUAGCAAAAUGUGCAACAUUCAAGCAAAGACUAUACAACCAAAAUGGAAACAACCAACCAGAUGAGAAUCUAGAAAAAACAUUUUACUUUGGUUUGAAAACAAUGUGUCCAAAAUCAGGUGGUGACAACAAUAUUUCUCCUUUGGAUUUUGGUUCUCCAAGAAUGUUUGAUAACACAUAUUACAAACUCUUACUUAGAGGAAAAGGAUUACUUAAUUCAGAUGAAGUGCUUGUCACCGGAAAUGUUAGAGAAACUCAUGAACUGGUGAGGACAUAUGCACAAGAUGAGAGUCUCUUCUUUGAACAAUUUGCAUUGUCGAUGAUCAAGUUGGGAAAUCUUCGUCCUCUUACUGGAUUUAAUGGUGAAGUUAGAAAGAAUUGUCGCCGAGUUAAUUAAGAUUAACAAGCAUAAUUAUAUGUUAUUAUAAUUAAGAGUCAUUGAGUGUUAUGUUUUGCAUUUUUUUAAAUGUAGAAGGAAGGAAGAAUUUAUAAGUGCUAAAUCUAUGGUAGUUAUGAGAGUUUGAAUUGUGUUGCAUUUAUAUAAACUUAAUAAGCUUGGUGUUGAAAGUAUGUAGUUGAGUGUUUGUGUUGCUUCUAUCAAUAUUUUCUUUGGA